GUGCAGUUCAGUUCUGUUCUGUUGACACUUGGUCUUGAUUGCUGAUUAAAAUUGUCGUGGUCCGACUGACGUAUUCGUACUCGUACUCGUAGAUCGUAGUCGUGAAGUGUCGAAUGUGAACGCGUAGCGUGUAAAUCGAACUAAAGUUUAACAAGUGAAUCGUAAUAAUAUUCGCAUAUUUUCGAUUGUUAUUGUGCAUUUUAAUAAAAACAAACAAACUCUAUUAAAACCAAGUGUUUUUGUGAAAGUUAAGUGAACAUUAUAGCACAUUACAGAGUUUAAUUGCUAAAAGACUGCAAGAUAACAAGUUUUUGUGUCGAUUUGAGUGGUUUCAAAUUGACUGACGUCACUAGAAACGACCAAUCAGUAGGCGCCGAAGAUUAUGUAGUAAAUGCGUGUUUGUUUAUAAUUUUAUAAACAACUGUUGGUGGAAUCAGAUGUUGAAUGGGGACCACGUGAGCUGCAAUUAUGCUUUUAAAAUGUACCGCAGAUGGAAGAAGGAUCAAAGUCAACGGGGCACCGAUCAACCAAGGCAAUGUGGCGAGAGGCAUGAAAAUGACCAUGUCAACGUCCGCCACAAUGAGCGCACGGGUACACAGGAAGGUGAUGCGCGCGCCGCAUAAGCGUGCGCACCCGGGGAAACUCCUCCACGCCGGCAAGAUGGUGCACCCCGGGAAACAUGCGCACCUGGGCAAGUUCGGCAAGCUGGGCUACGCGCACGCGCACGCACAUGCCGUCCGGCCGCCGGACGCCUGCGAGAACAGCAACGACAGCGGCCUCGGCCCCGACCCCGUCUCCAGAUUGUCCGACGCGCCGGACGACUGGGAGCCGCCGGGCAGCAAGCGGCGCCGCGACGACGGCGUUAAGGUAGAGUGCGACGACGCGAUUGACGCGUACUCGUACGCGACAGUCGCACCGCCCGCGCCGCUCGCCCCGCCACCGCCGCCCGCCGGCGACGCUGCAUCCGCCCUACCCCUUCCCGCAAUAAGAGCGGGCUGCAGCAUAUCUAGUCCAAGCAUAGCCGAGUCACAGGGCAAGCGUAUCCAGGAGCCCGCGUACAGAUCGUGCGGCAAAUUCGGCAACGGCGGCAAGUUGGCCGGCAAGUUCGCCGCGGGCGGCAAGUUGGGCGGCAAGCUGGGCGGCAAGUACGGCGGCAAGCUGGCGCAGGCGCUGGCGAGGCGGCGCGCGCUGGCGGCCAUGUCGCAUUCGGGCCCACCGGGGCUGGCGGCGCCGCUGUCGUGCAAGUCGCGCGACGGCGCUGUCGAGCUGCAGAUCCUGUGCCAGCCUGAGACGCAGCACAGAGCCAGAUAUCAAACAGAAGGGAGCCGGGGUGCAGUGAAAGACAACUCUGGGAAUGGGUUCCCUGUCGUCAAACUAGUUGGUUACGACAAACCAGCCGUACUACAAGUGUUCAUCGGCACGGACACGGGGCGCGUGGCUCCGCACAUGUUCUACCAGGCGUGCCGCGUGUCGGGCAAGAACUCCACGCCGUGCAAGGAGCGCAAGGACGACGGCACCGUCGUCAUCGAGAUCGACCUGGAGCCCGGCAAGAACUGGCAGGUCACCUGCGACUGUGUGGGAAUACUCAAGGAGCGCAACGUAGACGUGGAGCACCGGUUCGGCGAGACGCUGGGCGGCGCGGCGCACGCGGCGCGCGGCAAAAAGAAGUCCACCCGCUGUCGCAUGGUGUUCCGCACGGAGAUACUGGACGCGGCCGGACAACCGGAAACGCUGCAGGUCUGCUCCACGCAGAUCAUCUGCACUCAACCGCCCGGCGUGCCCGAGGUGUGCCGCAAGUCGCUGGUGUCGUGUCCGGCCAGCGGCGGCCUGGAGCUGUACCUGUUGGGCAAGAACUUCCUCAAGGAGACGCGCGUGGUGUUCCGCCUGCAGCAGGACGGCGCCAAGUGGGAGGAGGAGGUCGUGCCCGACAAGGAGUUCUUACAACAAACGCACCUGGUGUGCUGCGUGCCGCCGUACCAGCGCGCGGACAUCGCGGAGACGGUGUGCGUGCAGCUGUUCGUGCGCUCGGGCGGCAAGGCGUCCGAGCCGCACGCCUUCUACUACACGCCCGCGCCGCCCGCGCCCGCGCCGCUGCACUGCACGCCGCACCCGGCGCACGCGCACGCGCCGCACGCAGGUGAGGAGCGGCCACUGCCCAUGUGCUGGGGCGUGGGCGGCAUGGGCGCGCUCAUGCCGCCGCCGCAGACGCCCACAAGGCGCUCCUCUAUCAUUGUUCCUGACCCUCACUCGCCGCUUGGACUCAAAAGUGAGGUCGCGGACGAGUCGAGCCAGCACUCGCUGCUGGAGGGCGCGGAUGGCGAGGACAAGCCGCUGCCGGACGAGCUGCGCAUCAUGGACCUGCGCCUCAAGUCGGAGGUCAUCUCCCGCGACGCGCAGCAGGUGGCGCUGGGCUACGACAUGAAGCUGUCACCGGGCGCGCCCGCGCCGCCCGAGCAGCCUUCGUCGCUCGUCUCCUUCACGCAGACGCUGCAAGCCAUCCAGAACCAGGUGCAGACCGACAAGAUGGUGGAGUCCGUCACCGCCGCCAUCUUCAACACCGACCCCGCCACGCAGAUGUACGUGGACCAGCCCAUCCUCACGCCUAUGGACUCCAUGCGCCAGCUCAUGUCGAGCAAGGCCGCCAUGGACACCGACAUGAAGGCGCUGGGGCCCGAGCUGAUGAUGGCGGACGGGCUGCGCGCGCCCGAGCCCGCGCUGCUGGGCUACGAGGCGGGCGCGGGCGGGCGCGACGACGGCUUCAACCCCUUCGGCGCCAUGACCAAGAUGGAGGCGUCGCACAUCAAGCAGCGGCUGGCGCGGCAGAGCGCGCACAUGGAGGCGCUGGUGGAGGACGCCAUGAAGGCCACGGCCGCCAUGCUGCCCGCCGACGCCGCCAAACUGGACGAGCUGGUCAACUCGCGCGUGGACGACCACCUGUCGGGCGCGUCGGGCUCGCCGGCCGCCGCGCCGCUGCCUGACAUGCUGCUGAGCCCGACGGCGACGGGCCCGUGCCUGGUGAUGCCGCCGGCCGGCGCGCCGGACGAGCUCAUGAUGAUGCCCGACAUGCCGUCGUCCGUCAAGACGCCGCCGGCCGCCGUCAAGUCCAUGAUCCUGAACGCGGCGGCCGAGAUCCUGACGUCGGACUCGACCAUGAACGCACUGGUCACGUCGGCCAUCAACACGGCCAACAUCCUCAGCACCGAGAGCGACGCGUCGCCGCCCGCCGAGCCGGCCGCCGAGGCGCCGCUGUCCGCCAUGUCGCAGGCCGUGUCGCAGGCCGUCACGCAAGCCGUGUCGCAGGCCGUGUCGCACGCCGUGUCGCAGGCCGUGUCGCAGGAGAUGACUGCGCCCGUGCAGGGGCUCACGGCUAUGAGCGACCAGGACCUGCUCUCCUACAUCAACCCCAGCACCUUCGACCAGGUGUGAGGGGCGGAGUACUGAUGCAUUUCUAGCGAGUACCGGGCUCAAAGCAGUUUUCUGUGUAACUAAUAGAUGUCACUAGCGUAGUGUAGAGGAGACACGGGAGCUGGGGCGGGCCGUGGAUCAAAAGCUAAACAUAUCUUACAGAUCGCUUAUGAAAUAAACUGUAAUUUUGCUAUUAUUAUAAUAGCAACAUUAAACAUUGCAAUUAUAAGUAGGUACGCUCGAACGUAUUUUAACGACUCAGAGCAACCUCCGCCCCGGCUUCCAUGUGACUAGUUCUUAAGUCAAUAUAAUCUCUAUGUGUGAGCGCAUGUGUUAGUAUUCAUGUUGCGGUGCCCACACACGGGCGGCGAAGCCGUUGUAAGUGGUAGAGACAUGGACUAGCUUUGGAUAGACCCAAAUCUCUAAACUGAUACAAUGAAAUUUAUACCUACACACUUGAAAACUUAAUUGAACACAUUAUUUUUUUCUCGAAGUCGGCUAAAAAGCAGUAGUAUUAUCUUUUAACAUUAGGAUAAGUGGGUUAUUAGGUAAGUAGUAUCCUCUGACGAAUUCACUUUAGAGAUUUGUUCAAUGUCAAAGUGUUAAGCUUAUUACCGCGUUCACCUUGCGUUCGAUGGGUAAAUCCAAAUUGUCGGUCUUAAUCCUACUAAUUGCUAGCAAUUGCACGUGGACGCACUAAACGCAAUGUGGACGUGUUAGUACAAGCACUGAGUACGAGUAGUUAGGAGAAUAUUAUUACUCGUACCUAUAUGUUUAAAAGUUCUUAGUCUAAGAAACAACCUCGAAAAUUUUAUCAUUCGCCGGGCACCCGUAGCAUUCCGUGGGGAUGACUGGGUCAAUUAAUACAUAUGACAGUAUUACAGGGCAAAUGAUUAAAGGAAUUUAUACGGCGUACGCUGCAAACCACCAACGGAUAUAUUCGAAUACUCUAUACAUAGCCCUCGACACAAAACCUGCUUUAGAAACUGCCACUACAUAGCAUAGCAUUGUUGUUCUAGUAACAGUUUGUAUUUCAUUAAGGUGAAAAAAUAUAUAAACAAAACAUUAUUAAUUUAUUAUCACUGCUAAUUUUGGAAAGUUUCAAGAGUUUUUUUACUACAUAUUAAUUUUCUUGUCCAACUUUCUACCUACCAUGGUUAUUAAUUUACUAAAACAAGCGAAUAACCAUGACUGAUCACUGAGUAAACUCGCUUGUACUACAAGACAUACAACGCUAUUACUUCAAUGUGCCGCCAAAGAACCUGAGAUAUGGUUAAGCUUAAUUUCACCACCCAUUUCAAAAUCCCUUUACACCGAAAUAAAUUGAUGAAAGCAAUGCACGACAAAAGUGUAUAUGAAAACGAAAGUGUAAAUGAAAAAAUAUACGAUAUUUUAAUGAUUUUCUUAAAAUUUAAAGUUUUGUGUCGUGGUCUCUCGGACUAAUAUACCUAAGAACAUUUUACAUAAUUGCAUUUCUUGUUAAUAAUUUAAUGUUACUUACGAGACCGUUGCUUGUAAAUAGUAAAUGAUGACAUUUACUAUUUUGUUUUAUAUAUAUAGUUUUAAUUCUUUACUUUUACUGCUUACUAGAGAGGUCCAUUGGUGCUUUGUAUAAACGUAGUAGAGUCCAAAAAAAGAUUAUUGUAUGUAUUUUUGUAUGUUUUAAACUUUAAAACUGUAAAUGUUGAGAUGUGAAUGAUUGUUUUCGGUUUAAUUUUCGAAUUAUCAUGUAAAUAGUGCAUAACUUUGUAUAUAAGUUAUUAUGUUAAGGUGAUGUAUGGCGGCCAUCUUGAAAAUCCUUUCCAUACUAUUCUUACUUUUAUUUUUACAAGGUAACUUAUAUUUUAUAACGUAAAUACGAACAUGAAAAUCGACAAUGUUUUAUUAAUUUGCGUUGUAUAAUACCUACAUAAUAAACUGCCACUAAAUUAUAGUAUACAAAUGUAAAGUGAUUUUUAAGAUCUUCGUAGCAUCGCCAAUGUAUUAAAUGGUUAUGGUGACAUGCGCCUGUUGUCCACGCAUAUCGCGUCAUUAAAUUAUAAUUAAUUAAUUAUCAAUUAAUUAAAAUUAUAUCCUUUUUGUAAUUGUCUUUAAAUUAAACUCUAAUUAAUUAAUUAAAUUUGAAAAAAAAUGUUUAAUUAAUUCAAAUUUAAUAUAGUAUAAAAUAAAAAAUGUAGUUGUAAUAAGUGUGUUUGUGCAGACAACAGGCUAUAUGAAUGUUAGUCCUAGUAUCCACUGAAUAAUAGAUUUUAUAUCAUCUGAAUGACUUUAUGUAGCGAAAAAAAUAUUAUAAUAACAAUGGACAUAGACAAUAGAAACCUAAGUUGAAUUUCUUUUUUCAACCGAAGUAUUUAAAGAUAAACAAGUUUAACAAAAGUAUUUUAAUAAAAUGGGCAAGACAUAUAGAAGCAUGCAUGCACAAAGUCGUGAUCGAUGUUAUAGAAUACUUACAGUGUACAAGUAUAUACAUAAUAUAACAGUGGGUAGUAAGACUAAAGUUAUGAUUUUAACAUUAGAUAAUGUUUAUUCGUGAGACCAAGGCGACAUUACAUGGCGGUACAUUUUUUGAUAAAUUUAUAGAUAUAUAUAAAUAAUAUAUAGCAUCACAAAUUAGACAAUCCAGAUUCAGAACUUAAUUUAUUAAAUUCAGAAAUUAAUCUAGAAAUUAAACAAAUUUUAUUUUGACUUUUUGUCAAAUAUGUAGUUAAUUGAUAAAAAUUCAAAAUAAAAAAAAUACUUGAAGUUAAUUUCUCUUUUAAUUAUUCAUGCAAAAAUAUUAUCUGAAUUGUAAUUGAAAAUGUUGCAUACUAUCAGUUCACCUGAAAUUACCUAAAACAAUAAAAAAACUGAAUUCAGUAAGCUGAACACACGCACACAAACAUUAAUUUAUAACGCUAUGUAAUGUACCCUCAGCCUAAGGACUACAGCACUGAUGUAAUAGAGCAAAGAUUAUAUAUUAUUAUUAAUUAUAAGUAAUUAGCUAUUAAUAAACUAGUUUAAAUAUUAAGAUGUUAAUUCUUUUUUUAUUUAAAUACAAUCGAAUGCUACAUAUUUAGUGUGCCAUUUACUGUGUGUAACUUUAGUGUUUAACUAUAUAAGCGUAGCCUCCAAUUCGAUGUUAUCAAAUAUCAUAAUAUUUAUAAUUAAUUGGAUCAGUUCUGCCUGAUGCAAACACCUUUUCUAUAAAAUAGUAUGAAGAUCCGUCAUAAAAGUAUUUAAAAAUGCUUAAUAUAUUUGAAAUUAUAUUAUCACCAACAACAAAUUUAAAAUAAAUACAAUUUAAAAACUAAAUUUGGAAAUCUCUGGAAAAAUAUUUUUUUAAAGUUUCCUUUACAUGCAAAUCGUACUUACAAUCUAAUACUUACUCCUUUAUGUUAUCACGCAUCUUUAACUAUUACAAUCACAAUACCUAAGAAAGAUUUAAUGACGAAAUAUUUAAAAAUAUAAAUAUUUUAUUUUAUGACGAACCUUUAGCUAUUACUAAGUAAGCUCAAACCGACGACAUGAGCUUUCUUGUACUUCAGAUUUCAAAGUUUGGUAAGAAAAGAAACGAUAUCCAAAUAAAAAAUUCUGAUGUAUUAGGUAUUAUAUUAUAGGUUACAAUUUCUUUAAAUUCUAUUAUUUAGUACCUAUUCGGUUUUAUAAUAUCAACAGAAUCAAACAAACUAAACUAAGCACGAAACUCAUGUCAAUGUAAUUGAGACACUUUUUAAGACUUAUUUUUUUUAAAUCAUCCCUUCCAUUUUGUACUAUACUGGGACCAUUCAAACGAUAUAACACGGUAUACAUACAAUAUAUACAAAUAUACAGUUAUAAAUUAUAUACAAACGUAUAAAAUACAACAUUUACAACAGAUUUAAGGAAAAAAUACUUUAUAUACAAUUUUCAUACAGUUUUCCUAUACAACAAAUUUACCUACAAACAUAAGUCCAAUAGAUAAGUGGCAACCGUUGAAUCUCUUCAAUCGGGUCUAUUCCAUAUACAAAUUACACAAAUUAAUAUUUUAUAUCUAAAUAUAUACAUUAUUUAUAAAUCAAUUAGGUAUGAAUGAAUUUUUAUAUUUAUACGUCAAUUCACUGUUAAAAAUUAAAGUUUUAAAACUCAAUAAUAUUAAUUAUUAUUAUUCAUAGGCUAUGCUUUCUACUCAAAAUAUUUAUUACUUGUUGUUUCGUUCCAGGUUGACUUGUUCAAAUAAAAUUUAAAUAUAAUUGAUUACUAUUACCUAACAUAUGUUAUGUAAAGUCAAAGAAUAUCUGGAACGAAACGACAAAUAAUAAAUAUUUUGAAUUAUAUACCUAUGAAUAAUACUAUAUAUUUGAGUGAAAAAUACCAAAUAUAUUGUUGUUCAAAAUUCAAAUAUUGAAAUCUUUUUUCAACAACCUUCCAAAAAACUGUUACUAUUUUAAUACAUAAUAUUUAGAUCUACUUUAUAGUGUAAAGUCAAUAUAAAACUCAUUCAAGAUUUUGACAACAUUGAUUAAAGUAUUCGAAACAUUGAUUCGAUUCGGUCGACGGGAGGGGAAGGACUGUGCGGGUAUGAAGUCGUGCGCGCGGGGCAGACCGCAGAGGAAAGGACUGCUUGGGUAUGAAGCGGCGCGCGGGGCAUCGCUACCUCCCUUCCGUUUCCCGCGAACCAUCGGGAAUGUUACAAACGAAUUUGCCAAGCUAUAGGUUUGAUUAUUUGGCAUGUUUUGUUAAAAGAAAGAUUCGCCUUACUUUUAGUACUUACUAAGUACCUUGAGAAAUUUUAACUUUCAAUAUUUCGUUUUGCACAAAUUAUAAUAAGUAAUAUCCAUUUAAAUAUAAAAAAGUUGCGAAAAACAACGAAUAAAUACGUGUAUUGUAUUGUUAAUAGUUUAUUAAAUAUGAUACCUAGAUAGUUGUUGGAAUUGAAUCUAUUGAGUUUUUUUUAUUAAAUAUUGCAUCGUAUUUUAUGAUAAUGUUUUUUUUGUUAUAUAAUAUGUAUAGAACGUCCAAAUUCCACGAGGCCAAAGCGAGCCGAUUUUAUAUAAAAUAUAUGUAUUUAAAGCCAAAAUUAGAACAUCACACACUUACACAAUAUAUACAAAAAUCGUAACAUAACUUGAGACAGCCCCGUAAUAUACUUUUAAUAUUAUAAUUUAUGACGUCACACUUCAGUUUAGUUUAAAAAAUAAUUCAGUUGACGUCCCGAGAUGACUUAUUACGAAUCGCUUUGUAUUGUCUGUGAAUGAACUGCCUCGUUGCUAGUUGGUCCAAUGGUUAGCCUAUCUGUCUUCGGAUCUAAAUGACCUGAGUUUGACUUCUGGGUCGGGCUAUGAAAUACUAAACUUUUUUUCAAAAGUUCAAUUAAAUUCAAGUCAGAAUUUUCAGUGCAGAUUCUCAGCUGCUGUUAUCCAGUUGGUGGUUACGGCUCCGUGCCUCAGAGAGCACGUGAAGCCUUAUUUAUCAUUAACAUCUUAUCUUGAUGAUCAUUAAAAUGAGCAAAAAUCACCUUCCUGGGCCAGCAAAUACAAAAAUCAGUGCUGCAUCUUUUUUUAUUGAAAAUAUGCGGUAAAAUGCUGAGUUGGGGACUUUUUCUAGGUUAUGCCACAUAUUACAGGGAAUUCUUUAGUGCUCCACUGUUUGAGUGGACAGUUAAGCCAUAAUAUAAUUUAGAUUUUAUGUGAUAUGUGGCAUUACUUAAAAAUAAAAAUCUUUCUUUCUUUUCUUUUUUUCUUCAUACGUAUUUGAGCAGCGUUAUGGGCGUUAAGCUCCAUAUCCAGCCGGUAAAUAAGGCUGAAUAAUGAUAAUUGUCUGUGACUUAGACACUUUUCUAUGCAUAAGUCGUUCAUCAGUGCCAGCUUAAGAUAACUUGAUAUUGUAUCCAAGGCCGUAAAAUAAAUUUUAAAAAAAAAAACUUGAUGCUCGAAGCAAUUAUUAAAUUAUUUCUUUGUAAGUCAC
Molecule: messenger RNA, 9327 nt
Organism: Bicyclus anynana (squinting bush brown)
Lineage: Eukaryota; Metazoa; Arthropoda; Insecta; Lepidoptera; Nymphalidae
Gene: NFAT
Product: nuclear factor of activated T-cells, cytoplasmic 4
Exons: 13
Coding region: 469-3426 (985 amino acids)
Biological process (GO): regulation of transcription by RNA polymerase II
Cellular component (GO): transcription regulator complex
Molecular function (GO): RNA polymerase II cis-regulatory region sequence-specific DNA binding; DNA-binding transcription factor activity, RNA polymerase II-specific; transcription factor binding
Source: RefSeq, a predicted model, not a curated record